CGCCUCUCUUCGGUGACUUUGAUGCGCAAAGCCCAACCCCAUGCCCGGGCUCGAGCGCAGGCUCUUUUUCCGUUGCAGGGAUUUCCAGCAGCCACCGACUGCCGACGUAAUGACGAUGCCGAGCAAUCAACUUUCUGCUUGUAAUCAGCAAGCAUAGAGUAGGUAAAACCAGAACCCCAGAACCAUCCGACGAAGACUUGAAUCGCUUUUCAUUUCACAACCACAACACAUAUCCAACCCAAGCAUCCUCACCAAUGCAACACUCGACGUUGUUCCGACAGACAUCACAGUAAUUUUCUCUGGGUUUGCAGAGCGCAUCGUCAAAAUGCCUCAAGUCAUCAGGGGAGUACGGUCAAACUCAGAACCAAACAAUAACACCGGCACUCCCGGGAGCCCACGACCGCACGAAAAUAGACGUGUAACUUUCGAAAAUGGACGGGAACGGGAGGAGGAGAGUGAAGCGUAUUACGACAGUCGAGCCGCGACACAAUAUGAAUUCCAGAGACGUGCAAGCACAUUGCAGACAUACUAUUGCGAACACCCAGAACUUCUACCUCAACUACCCUUCACAUUUCGACACGGCUUCAAGCGCUGGAGACUUGGGGGUUAUAUUGCGCUGAUGGUCUUCGAUGCAUGCGUCGUGCCGAUUUUGCUGUACUAUACCAUGACGUUUGGAGGAAACGUCGAGGGCUUCAUCACAUUUGCUGUGAUCACAGCAAUCUGGGGAGGACCUACAUAUGUCGAGUUUGCGGUUCGGUCGUUGCGUUUGAUCAAGCAGCAGAGGUUUUACAAGCCGUUGGGUGUGGACAAGAGAUGGGCAUUUGAUAUCACGAACUGGAUACUGGUGUUAUCGAUUUUUGUGGUCACGGUUAUCCUUAUCGUUGGUGCUGCACCCCACGAUGUCUUCCUCCGAGUUCUGUCAAUGCCGGGUCCUGCUAUCCUUUAUUGUAUAUGUGGCCCGAUCUUUCUCAUGAGUCUGUAUAAUCACUUUGGAUGGAAGGCGCCGUUUCGAAUCAGUUCGACGCACAAGGGGGAACAGGUCUUUCCGGGAAUAUUUUACAUUGUGGAAGACAUCGUUGCGGUCAACUCUGGAGGUGGAAGACCGUUUAGGGAGGGCAUGUUUGCAAGAUACAGAGCUAGUCCUAUUUUCCGCAAGAUGAUGCGAGAUCUGUCUUGGUUUUGGUCAAUUCCUGGCUUGAUAAUGGCUGGGGCUAUCACGGCUGUGGUAGUCAUUAAUCCUGUCCCUGAGCCAGUUUCAUAUGGACUUGGAUGGGGUGUACCUUUUAUUUGGGCGGGAAUCUGGGCUGCCAUCACGGUACCAUGGGUACGAUCAGUAAUGAAGAAGGAGAAAGAGAGUUGGGAGGCAGAGACCAAGAUGAUGACUUCAACAAUGUCGAAGCCACCCUCAGCUCAGGGUUCAAAACCGUCGUCUAUCCACGGCACGGAACCUACAGCCGCCACAGAGACUACAGAAGCGACACAGGUGUAGAUUUUUGCAAGUAUACCCAAGAUGAGCAUUGUUUUAAAAGUAUGACAGUAUGAGAAUGAGCCGAAGAUAUUUGGGGAAGAAUGGCUACCAACAGGACUCCAGUUGAACGUGGAAAGAUUGGGGAGGCAAUUCGGCAGUCAUAGAUCUGGUGGUCAAUUUCCAGCCAGACGAUGCAAUCAUGCAUCUGUAUUUAUAGGAGGCUUUGAGUCUCUAACAAGAGCAAGACAGGAUAGACUUGUGUUCAAAGCAGCAGCUCUAGGACACUCAAGUAAAUAGACGGGUUCCAAGAUGCCAUACUUUCUUAAUGCUAGUGUUCCCAACUCCCUUACUAACCAAACACCAGAUUUCGAUCAACAAUGAUUGCCAAGAUCAACAGUCCGCUUCCAAGAGGCUAAAUUUCGAUGGCUUUCAAAUAUGCCCAGCAGUUGCCCACUUUCUGAACUUGAUAUUCGGUCCUAGUGGACACCUGCUGUACAGUACAGUUGGAUUCACUUCCGAUCCCACUGACCGACCGGUAACUCGGCUCAGCAAGUAGGUGAAAUUUGCUGAUUUUGAUAGGCAACAAAUGAGAACCUUACGAGUUGAUUGCAGGAUAUAUUUCUUAAUUAAAAAUCAUUUGAAACUCUACAAUUCAUAUCAUCACUCACUUGGUAGGUACGUACUAAAGAAUAUAGCUCUCAGAUAAUUAGAAGUAUAAGUUGUGACCUCG
Cadophora gregata is the source of this 2198-nucleotide messenger RNA. RefSeq lists its product as uncharacterized. The record is from RefSeq and is a predicted model, not a curated record. The transcript has 2 exons. Bases 326 to 1489 code for a protein of 387 amino acids. NCBI's taxonomy places the organism in Eukaryota, Fungi, Ascomycota, Leotiomycetes, Helotiales, Ploettnerulaceae.